Messenger RNA from Prunus armeniaca (apricot), 516 nucleotides. Lineage: Eukaryota; Viridiplantae; Streptophyta; Magnoliopsida; Rosales; Rosaceae. The record is from the annotation of a GenBank genome assembly.
AUGGCGGAGGAGUGGCUGAGGAAUUCAACUGUGAAAGAGAUCAAAAAGUGGAAGCAGCUCAUACAAUCAAGGGGUCGCUCUUUCAUAUUUUCCACAGCUACGCCAGUACCAAUUGCUGCUGCUGCCCAUGCUGCUCUUAUUGUGGCAAGAAAGGAAACAUGGCGUAGACGGGCAAUUUGGAAUCGGGUGGAAGACUUUCGUGCUCUUACUGGGAUCCCCAUAAAAAGUCCCAUAAUCUCUCUUGUCGUAGGGAGCGAAGAGAAGGCUCUACAAGCUAGCCAAGAUCGAUCAUACUACAACUGCAUAUAUCUAACUGAAUUUGUUUAUGAUCGUCAAUUGACGAUGAACAGGAGUUUAUUAAAAUACGGUUUCCAUGUCACUGCAAUCAGGCCCCCAACAGUGCCACCCAACUCAUGCAGGCUACGAGUGACAUUGAGCGCAAUGCACACAAGGCACGAUAUUGAGAAGCUCGUGGAUGCACUCUCCCGUUGCAUCAAUUUCCAAGAAUUGAUGUAG